UCCUCUUCGUCUCCCGAGCACCUACCCCAACCCCGACCCCAAUCCCCAUCCCCAUCCCACCCGAUGCGCCUCUGAACUAGUACCACUCCAGUCAAGUGCCCCCGUGGAGCCUCCGUCCCGCCUCCACCCCGUCCGCCGCUUCGGCCAUUGGCCUCUGAGAUUUCGGUCUUCCAGGAGUGACAGAAGCGAAAUGGAGACGAAUGAGAAGAACGCCGCUGAUUUGGAGGACAAGAACCAGCCCAGCGGGCACGGCCAGCAGCCGAGCUUCCACGGGCCCGGGUUCUCGCUCUCGCCGGAAGCUCAGAUGGAUUCUUCCAGCAGUGCGCUGGCCGCCAUGGGGAACCCGUUCCCUCCUGGCUUGUGGAACCCACCUGGCCAGAACUUCGGGCUGGGGGAGACCAACACUAACGCUAUGCUUAAUGGGCACCAGUUCUCCUCGUUCUUGGGGAUGCUGUCAGCAGCGACGCCCGCAUAUCCCGGCGCCCAGUCGGGGUUCAUGGAUUGUGGGGCAGGGUUUCCUGGCUUAAGUGCAAACAGUCUUGGAGCCAUGAUGGAUCACCCUUUUUCUAGGAACCCUGCUAUGGGUAGUUUCCAAAACGAUAUUGAGACGUCUAGGGAGAUGAAUGUGGACGAAGGUUGCAAGGAUGCAUUAUUGACCGGUGAUAGGCAGCAAGGAGACACCGAGAGUUCACAUGGUGUUGAUGCCUCUAGCAAGGAGUUAAGCAAGCCGGAGUGCAGUGGUGGCGCUGGUCAGGAUGAAGGGCCUAGUGUCUCUUGUCCCAAGAAGAGGAAAAGACCAAGCCAGGAUCGUGGGGUGAAGCAUGUACAAGAAGGGAGCCAGCAAUUGGCAACUCUGGCUGCAAAGCAGGAGAAAGAUGACGACGACAAAGAUGAACCAAAGAGGCCUAUUGGGACAUCCAGAAAGUCCAACGGGAAGCAAACUGAGGAUAAAUCUGAUGCGCCAAAGGAAGAUUACAUUCAUAUAAGAGCUCGAAGUGGCCAGGCUACAAACAGCCAUAGUCUUGCAGAAAGGGUUCGGAGGGAAAAGAUUAGUGAAAGGAUGAAAUUUCUUCAGGACCUUGUUCCUGGUUGUAGUAAAGUCAUUGGUAAGGCCGUUAUGCUGGAUGAGAUAAUCAAUUAUGUUCAAUCAUUACAGCGGCAAGUUGAGUUUUUGUCGAUGAAACUUUCAGCUGUCAAUCCAGCACUAGACUUCAACAUAGAGCGCAUUCUAUCUAAGGAUUUAUUUCAGUCUCAAGGAACUGCAUCGUCUACCUUUGGCUUCUUACCAGACAUUGGCCAUCAAUUUUUGCAUCCACCAAAACAUUCUCAAGCUGCGUUGCACAGCAUUGUAAAUCCCGCCGAUGCAUUUGGAAGGGUAACAAAUGCUCCGGUAGGAUGUACAUUCAAAGAGGCCACACAUCAGGUGCCCAAUAAUUUUGAUGGAGAGUUCCACAACGUGAUUGGGAUGCCUUUUACCCUGUUUAAUGACCAUGAAUCAAAUGAUAAACCUUGAGCAAUAGAUUCCACAACCGAAGCAAGAAAUCAUAACGGGCCAAGAGAUUUCAACAGAACAACAUGUGAGCUUGUUGACACUGUUCCACUAGCUCGCAUUUGAGCACUGAAGUAUAUCCAUCCAAAUUGCUUAAUUGUUGAUUUCCCAAUAUUGGAAUCAGCACUUGAGAUAUCCUAUAGAGGCCCUUUCCUCAGAUGUACCAUUUGCUAUUGGAGGAAGCUGGAGAUCCGACUCUCGGGAUGUCCACAUGGAGAUUUCAAGCUUUACAUUCUCCUCUGAAAAUUUACGUGUAUAACUAUUGGUGAUUCAACAAUCUUUGCAUCAUGAUGGUGAGUUCCAUUUUGCCAGAAGGUGGCUGUAUCUGGGUACCAUCUAGUUCAGACCCAGUAAUAUUGUAAAAUGCUCUCUUUCUGCAAGAUUCACACUCCGCGGUAUAAUAUAACAGCCUUUGGUUUGUUAGUUGCUAGUAUCGUGAGAGUGAAAGAAGAAUCUUUGUUGUACUUCUAUGGCUGCGCACGCAACCAUAUAGAACUGUGUACUGGUUUUCGAUUUCUUGAGAAUAAACGAGGCCUGAGAAUGGGCCUAUUUUCA
Molecule: messenger RNA, 2104 nt
Organism: Triticum urartu
Lineage: Eukaryota; Viridiplantae; Streptophyta; Magnoliopsida; Poales; Poaceae
Biological process (GO): regulation of DNA-templated transcription
Cellular component (GO): nucleus
Molecular function (GO): protein dimerization activity; DNA-binding transcription factor activity
Source: RefSeq, a predicted model, not a curated record